UGACACAGCCUCUAGAGUCUGGUUCAUGGAUAUACAAGACAACCUCGGUCAUGUGUUUAGUUCUAGGUUCAAGAUUCAUUCGUACACUCCAGACAUGAGUGACAUAGAUCCUAGACUCAUGGAACGACUGUUCCCCUCCCCCUUCUCCACCCCUACGCAUGCCACGCCCCUUUCCCACCCAUACAGCAGCUCUUCCUUGUCCCACCCUUUCCCUUUGCGCCCUCACAUGAUGGGAGGCGGAGCAGCAGCUACAGCUCCACCCCCUCCAUCUGGUAAUAAGAUGCUAAAGGGUAUAAUAGCAGGAGGUAUAACAGGAGGUAUAGAGAUAUGUAUAACCUACCCUACUGAAUAUGUCAAGACACAGUUACAGUUAGAUGAAAAGGUUGGUAAGUACAAGGGUAUAGUAGACUGUAGUCGGCAAACUGUAGCUGAACAUGGUGUACGAGGACUGUACAGAGGACUCCCUGUACUACUGUACGGAAGUAUACCCAAGUCUGCGGUCAGGUUCGGAGCUUUUGAGCAGUUCAAGAAGCAUGCCGUGGAUGAGAAGGGAAACCUGUCUCCGGGAGCACGUCUACUAUGCGGGUUAGGAGCAGGAGUAUCUGAAGCUAUUCUAGCCGUCACCCCUAUGGAGACCAUCAAGGUCAAAUUCAUCUCCGACCAACGGUCAGCCAACCCACAGUUUAAGGGGUUCUUCCAUGGAGUGCGAACCAUAAUUGCCAAAGAAGGCAUUGCUGGUACCUAUAAGGGUAUUACGCCUACCAUCAUGAAACAAGGCAGUAACCAGGCCAUCAGGUUCUACGUGAUAGAAACCCUGAAGGACUGGUAUAGAGAAGGAGAUCCAACUAAGAAGGUUCCUAAACUACUGGUUGGACUGUUUGGUGGUAUUGCUGGAGCCGCCAGUGUUCUGGGGAAUACACCACUGGACGUGGUUAAGACAAGAAUGCAAAGCUUAGACGCAGCAAGAUAUAAGAACACAUUUGAUUGUGCCAAACAAAUCAUGGUGAACGAGGGACCUAGGGCGUUCUACAAGGGAACCAUGCCGCGGAUGAGUAGAGUUUGUCUUGAUGUUGCAAUCACGUUCAUGAUCUACGAUUCAUUCAUGGAAUACUUUAACAAGGUUUGGCCCUAGAUCACAAAAAAGAGGGAGAAGGAUUAGUCGGCUGAUUACACAGGAUAGCCGAUUGCAUCUUUCUUCAAGGACCAAUGCAGAAUCAUUGCAUUUAUGUAAUUCAUGUGUAUUGUCUAUGUAUACGAUGUACAUAAUUUAUUUGCUGUUUGAAAAGUGUAUGAUUAACGUACAGAAUUGUAUUACACCUUGAUGUAUGCUAAUUUUAUUCUAUAAACGAUGUACAAAUUUUA
Eurytemora carolleeae is the source of this 1362-nucleotide messenger RNA. RefSeq names its product putative tricarboxylate transport protein, mitochondrial (gene sea). Lineage: Eukaryota; Metazoa; Arthropoda; Copepoda; Calanoida; Temoridae. The transcript has 9 exons. Gene Ontology annotation, biological process: mitochondrial citrate transmembrane transport. The coding region runs from base 26 to 1132 and encodes 368 amino acids. The record is from RefSeq and is a predicted model, not a curated record.